This is a messenger RNA of Gopherus flavomarginatus (Mexican gopher tortoise), 5227 nucleotides long. RefSeq names its product SH3 and multiple ankyrin repeat domains 3 (gene SHANK3). The record is from RefSeq and is a predicted model, not a curated record. NCBI's taxonomy places the organism in Eukaryota, Metazoa, Chordata, Testudines, Testudinidae. The transcript is spliced from 24 exons. The coding region runs from base 17 to 5227 and encodes 1736 amino acids. Gene Ontology annotation, cellular component: dendritic spine; postsynaptic density; postsynaptic membrane. Gene Ontology annotation, molecular function: ionotropic glutamate receptor binding; synaptic receptor adaptor activity.
GCCGCCGCCGGCCCGCAUGGAGGAAGCCGCCGCCAGCGCCAUCGUGGUGCGCAUCGGGAUCCCCGACCUGCAGCAGACGAAAUGUAUGCGGCUAAAUCCUGAUGUUCCUGUCUGGGUCUCCAAACAGCGCAUUCUCUGUACCUUGAACCACAGCCUGAAGGAUGUUCUGAACUAUGGGCUUUUCCAGCCAGCCUUCAAUGGCAGGGCUGGAAAGUUCCUGGACGAGGAGCGACUGCUGAGGGAAUACCCUCUGAAUCCAGACACUCCUGUCCCGUACCUGGAGUUUCGUUACAAGAGGCGUGUGUACACCCAGAGUCUGCUGGAUGACAAGCAGUUUGCCAAGCUCCACACAAAGGCAAAUCUGAAGAAGUUCAUGGAGUACGUGCAAAUACUAAAUGUGGAGAAGGUCUGCAGACUGCUGGAGAAGGGACUGGACCCCAACUUCCAUGAUCCGGACACUGGAGAAUGCCCUCUGACAAUGGCAGCCCAGCUGGAGCACAGUGCCGAGGUGAUCAAAGCGCUGAAGAAUGGAGGAGCACAUCUGGAUUUCAGGACUCGAGAGGGAAUGACAGCUCUUCAUAAGGCCAUCCGGUGCCGGAACCACAUUGCCCUGAUGACACUGUUAGACCUGGGUGCCUCCCCCGAUUACAAGGACAGCCGAGGAUUAACUCCUUUGUACCACAGUGCCAUGGUUGGAGGGGACCCAUACUGCUGUGAGCUUCUGCUUCAUGACUAUGCCAAGGUGGGCUGUGUAGAUGAGAAUGGCUGGCAAGAAAUCCACCAGGCGUGUCGCUAUGGCCAUGUGCAGCACCUGGAGCAUCUUCUCUUCUAUGGAGCCGACAUGACUUCACAGAACGCCUCAGGAAACACGGCGCUCCAUAUCUGCGCUCUGUAUAAUCAGGAGAGUUGUGCCCGGGUCCUCCUGUUCCGUGGUGCAAGCAAAGAGAUUCGGAACUACAACAGCCAGACAGCGUUCCAGGUGGCCAUCAUUGCAGGAAAUUUUGAACUAGCUGAAAUCAUCAAAACCCACAAAGAGUCCGACGUUGUGCCUUUUAGAGAAACUCCCAGCUACACAAAGAGGAGACGGAUCCCUGGCGCAGGCGGCCUCUCCUCCCCCCGCAUGCUGCAGCGUUCUGCCAGCGACAACAAUUUGAAAGCCGAGAGCCACCCGUCCUACUCACCAGUGCCCUCGCUCCGCAGCCUGCCCCCACAGCUGCUGGCACAGAUGCAGGAAGCUGCUCAGAGAGAAAGAGAUGCAAAGCAGAGAGGGAGACUUUCCGGCCCUCUGCUUGGGAAGGGAGGGGAGCCCAACUUGAGUCCAGGCGCCCCCCCGGGGCCGGGGCCGGGGCCCGGGGCCGAGCCCGCCCGCCACGCCGCGCCCGCCGCCCUCCGCGGGCCCAAGCGCAAGCUGUACAGCGCCGUGCCCGGCCGCAGGUUCAUCGUGGUCAAGAGCUACACGCCGCAGGGCGAGGGGGAGAUCCAGCUGAACCGGGGCGAAGCCAUCAAGGUGCUCAGCAUUGGUGAGGGUGGCUUCUGGGAAGGAACCGUGAAAGGACGGACCGGUUGGUUCCCGGCAGAAUGCGUUGAGGAAGUGCAGAUGCGACAGUAUGAUUCACGGCAAGAAACAAGAGAGGAUAGGACAAAGCGUCUCUUCCGACAUUACACUGUGGGUUCAUAUGACAACUUCACUUCCCACAGUGACUACAUCAUCGAGGAGAAGACGGCCGUGCUGCAGAAGAGGGAGCAUGAGGGAUUCGGGUUUGUGUUGCGAGGGGCCAAAGCGGAGACUCCAAUUGAGGAGUUCACCCCGACUCCAGCCUUCCCAGCGCUCCAGUACCUGGAGUCAGUGGAUGUGGAAGGUGUGGCCUGGAAAGCAGGACUUCGCACGGGAGACUUUCUGAUUGAGGUGAAUGGUGUGAAUGUGGUAAAGGUAGGGCACAAGCAAGUGGUGUCGUUGAUCCGGCAGGGGGGAAACCACCUGGUGAUGAAAGUCGUCUCCGUCAGCCGCAAGCCAGAAUCAGAAGACGUCGUCCGAAAGAAGGCCCCUCCGCCUCCCAAGAGAGCCCCCAGCACCACCCUGACGCUGCGCUCCAAGUCCAUGACGGCCGAGCUGGAGGAACUAGAGAAACUGGAUGAGAUCUUGGCAGCAGCUGAGCCCUCGCUGAGAGCAGACAUUGUUGAAGCAGAUUCCAGGGCAGCCACUGUGAAGCAGCGACCCACGAGCCGGCGCAUCACGCCAGCGGAGAUCAGUUCGCUCUUCGAACGCCAGGGAAUGGCCGCUCACUCGGGAGUUCUCCCGGGAGCCGAGAAACCCCACGUGUCCCUACGCAAAGGAAUUCCCCGGACAAAAUCUGUAGGUGAAGAUGAGAAACUUGCUGCUUCUUUGAUGGAUGGGAAGUUUCCUCGGAGCACGUCAAUGCAAGACACUGUCAGGGAAGGCCACGGAAUCCCACCCCCACCUCAGACAGCUCCGCCCCCUCCUCCGUCUCCAUAUUACUUUGACACAGGCCCUCCCCCAUCCUUCUCCCCACCUCCACCUCCGGGAAGGGUUUAUGAUACCAUAAGAUCGAGCUUUAAGCCAAGCCUGGAGGCCAAACUCCAUGGCCUCCCCCAGGUUAUCAGUGCAACUGAGAUGUAUGACCAGGCCAGGACUUCUAUCCCAUAUCCUGAAAGGCAAAAGAGAGCUCGAUCCAUGAUAAUCCUGCAGGACUCCUCUCAUCUUCCUGUGGAGCCAACAGAGAUCCCUCGGCCUGGCCCUUCCGCCACGCCCCCGGAGAAGCUGAAAAGGAAAGGACGAGUGAUUGAUAACCCUUACGCCAACAUGGGCCAGUUCAACGUCAGCCUCUUUGCUCCCACCAAGCCCCAGAGGAAGAAGAGCCCUUUAGUGAAGCAGCUGCAAGUAGAGGACGCUCAGGAAAGAGCAGCUUUAUCCAUCACAGGAGGUUUUACGCGGGAGCCCUCUCCCACCCGCCGGAGCCAUCGCAUGAGUGGCAUAGAGUAUCAGCACCACGCGGGCAUCGCUCAGGUCGACCCCUCGAGCAUCCCCUUUGCCACUGCCAUCGCUGGAGUCAUGAAGGACAGAGAGCGUCGUCUUGAUGAGAGGCGGAAAUCCACUGUCUUCCUCUCGGUUGGGGCCAUCGAAGGGAGCCCUCCCAGCAUUGACAUGCCAUCACUGCAGCAGUCCAGGUCUAUUGAUGAGCGGUUGCUAGGAAGCCGAGAUGUGCUGCUUCCUUCACCUGUCUCAGCUUUAAAGCCAUUAAUUAGCAGCUCAUCCUCAACAUUCAUCCACCCCCUAACAGGAAAGCCUCUAGAUCCAAACUCACCACUGGCGCUUGCGCUGGCCGCAAGGGAGCGGGCCCUGUCCACUCAAGUCCCAUCCAGGUCGCCCACCCCAAUCCACAGCCCAGAUUCAGACCGAGCAGUACCCCUGUUUGUGGAUGUCCAAACCAAAGAACCAGAAAGGGGGGAGCUAGAGAGCCUAGUGUCACCUGCAUAUUCGCCUGGAGCCAAAGGGGCAGCAGGGGCAGCUCCUGGGACUUUGGCCCCUACAAAAAGCCACUGGGGGACUCCAACAACACUGAGAAAAGAGACUGAGACAAGAGCAGAAACACCUGUGAAAGAAGAGAAAAAACAUGAAGACAAGAAAUCUAUGAUCAUUAGUAUUAUGGACACAUCACAGCAGAAGACAGCCGGCCUCAUCAUGGUCCAUGCAACAAGUAAUGGCCAAGAGGAAAUAGGACUUGAGAUGAAAGAGGAGAAACCAGAUGUUCCUGAAGCAAGCAUGGAGCCGGCAGAGCUGCCCAAAACGGAGACUGAGCCCAGCCCUGUGGGGAAGUCUCCGGUUAGCCCAGCAUCUGACAAGGCACUUGGUCAAGGAAGUUCAGAGGAGGAAGUGGAGCCCUACACAGUUACCCUCCCACCAGCUCAGCUGUCUUCAAGUGAUGAAGAGACCAGGGAGGAACUGGCCAAGAUUGGGCUGGUGCCUCCGCCAGAUGAGUUUGCAAAUGGGGUACUAGUCACCACCCCUGGCACACCGAUCAGCCAACUGGCUAAGCCUAGCACGCCAUCCAUACCAGCGGCAGCAGUAGCACCUUCUACCACUGGUGGAACACCCUCAGGGAAGCCCUCUGAUGCCCCCGUAGCCCCAGAGUCUGCUGCAGACUCAGGAGUAGAAGAGGUGGACACCAGAAGUUCAAGUGACCAUCACUUGGAGACCACAAGCACCAUCUCUACAGUCUCCAGUAUGUCUACAUUGUCCUCUGAAAGUGGGGAGCCUACUGACACAUACACUUCCUUUGCGGAUGGACAAACUUUUAUACUCGAGAAGCCACCAGUGCCUCCAAAGCCAAAACUCAAGUCCCAGCUCAGCAAGGGGCCAGUUACUUUCAGGGACCCACUUUUGAAGCAGUCUUCGGACAGUGAGCUCAUCUCCCAGCAACAUGCGGCUACUCUGGCUUCAGCCAGUGUUGGUCGGCCACGCUACCUCUUUCAGAGAAGAUCCAAGCUAUGGGGAGACCCCAUGGAAAGCAGGCCAGUCCACGGGGCUGAGGAUGACAAACCAACUGUGAUCAGUGAGCUAAGUUCCCGGUUACAACAGCUGAAUAAGGAUACACGAUCACUGGGGGAGGAACCUGUCGGGCCCCCUUUAGAUCCUGGGAAGAAGUCACCUGUGGUCGCAGCACGACUUUUCAGUAGUUUAGGAGAACUCAGCACCAUUUCCCAGCGGAGCUCCGGAACCACCUACACAGUUCGACCUGGCAGCCGCUACCCUGUAACCCGACGUACUCCCAGUCCAGUGAAGCCUGCCCUGGAUAGGACAGACCCUCUCAGCACCGUGCGGCCCUAUGGAUUGACACCUCCCACCAUCCUCAAAUCUUCCAGCCUCUCCAUCCCGCAUGAGCCCAAGGAGGUGCGCUUUGUGGUGCGGAGCGUGAGUGCUCGGAGCCGCUCCCCAUCCCCCUCGCCCUCUCCUGGGCCUCCCCUGCACACUCUGCACCCACCGCGGCCCUUCAUGCAGAAACCCCUCCACCUGUGGAACAAAUACGAUGUAGGGGACUGGCUGGAAAGCAUCAAUUUGGUGGAGCAUCGAGACAAGUUUGAGGACAAUGAGAUUGAGGGCACACACUUACCUGCUCUCACCAAGGAGGACUUUGUGGAGUUGGGGGUGACACGUGUAGGGCACCGCAUGAACAUUGAGCGAGCACUCAAACAGCUGGUAGACAGUUGA